Dipodomys spectabilis (banner-tailed kangaroo rat) is the source of this 3025-nucleotide messenger RNA. RefSeq names its product cytoplasmic polyadenylation element binding protein 1 (gene Cpeb1). The transcript has 12 exons. Gene Ontology annotation, cellular component: synapse; neuron projection; nucleus. The record is from RefSeq and is a predicted model, not a curated record. NCBI's taxonomy places the organism in Eukaryota, Metazoa, Chordata, Mammalia, Rodentia, Heteromyidae. Gene Ontology annotation, molecular function: translation factor activity, RNA binding; mRNA 3'-UTR binding; mRNA regulatory element binding translation repressor activity. Gene Ontology annotation, biological process: negative regulation of cytoplasmic translation. The coding region runs from base 265 to 1737 and encodes 490 amino acids.
CACGUGCGGCGGGGCUUCGAGCCCGGGAGCCCGGGAGCCCGCGGCUGUGAGGAAGAAGAAGCAGGAAGUAUAAAUGAUUGUUGGGACAACCAGGAGCCGCCUGCGCUCUCUACGUGCAGCAAUGCCAGUAUCUUCCGAAGGAUAAAUGCCAUACUGGACAAUACGCUGGAUUUCAGUCAAGUCUGCACGACACCCGUAAACCGAAGAAUUCAUGAUCAUUUGCCAGCAGACUUCCAGGACUCUGAAGAAGCAGUUCCGAGCAAGAUGCUCUUCCCCACCUCUGCGCAAGAACCUUCCCAUGGCCUCCCAGAUGCAAAUGACUUGUGCCUUGGCCUGCAGUCCCUCAGUCUGACGGGCUGGGACCGGCCCUGGAGCACGGACGCAGACUCCUCAGCCCAGAGCAGCACACACCCGGUGUUGAGCAUGCUUCAUAAUCCACUGGGAAAUGUCCUAGGAAAAAAUCCCUUGAGCUUCCUGCCUCUGGAUCCUCUUGGGCCUGACCUGGACAAGUUUCCAGCACCUUCUGUUAGAGGACCCCGCUUGGACACCCGGCCCAUCCUGGACUCCCGUUCUAGCAGCCCCUCUGACUCAGACACAAGCGGCUUCAGCUCUGGAUCGGACCAUCUCUCGGACUUGAUUUCGAGCCUUCGCAUUUCCCCUCCUCUGCCCUUCCUAUCCUUGGCCGGGGGCAGUUCCCGGGACGCUCUGAAGAUGGGCGUGGGGUCCCGGACGGACCAGGAGCCGGCCACUCUCGCUGCAGUCGCCCCCUCCCCAGCCAGUGCUUCCAAGAGAUGCUGGCCAGGAGCAUCUGUGUGGCCGUCCUGGCACCUCCUGGAGGCGCCCAAAGACCCCUUCAGCAUAGAGCGAGAGGCCAGGCUGCACCGGCAAGCUGCAGCUGUGAAUGAAGCCACCUGCACCUGGAGUGGCCAGCUUCCCCCUCGGAGCUACAAGAACCCCAUCUACUCGUGCAAGGUGUUCCUGGGAGGCGUCCCCUGGGACAUUACGGAAGCGGGGUUGGUUAACACCUUCGGUGUGUUUGGCUCUCUGAGUGUGGAGUGGCCUGGUAAGGAUGGCAAGCACCCCCGGCGCCCUCCCAAAGGUAAUGUGCCUAAAGGAUAUGUGUACCUGGUGUUCGAGCUCGAGAAGUCUGUGCGGGCCUUGCUUCAGGCUUGUUCUCACGACCCUCUCAGCCCAGACGGCCUGAGUGAAUAUUACUUCAAAAUGUCCAGCCGGCGGAUGCGCUAUAAGGAGGUGCAGGUGAUCCCCUGGGUCCUGGCUGACAGCAACUUCGUCCGGAGCCCGUCCCAGAGGCUGGACCCCAGCAGGACGGUGUUCGUGGGUGCCCUGCACGGAAUGCUCAAUGCCGAGGCCCUGGCUGCCAUCUUGAAUGACCUGUUUGGUGGAGUGGUGUAUGCUGGGAUUGACACUGAUAAGCACAAGUACCCCAUUGGUUCUGGUCGUGUGACGUUCAGUAACCAGCGCAGUUACCUGAAAGCCGUCAGUGCCGCUUUUGUGGAGAUCAAAACCACCAAGUUCACGAAGAAGGUCCAGAUUGACCCCUAUCUAGAGGACUCUCUUUGUCACAUCUGCAGCUCUCAGCCUGGUCCUUUCUUCUGUCGUGAUCAGGUCUGCUUCAAGUACUUCUGUCGGAGCUGCUGGCACUGGCGGCACAGCACGGAGGGCUUGCGCCACCACAGCCCGCUGAUGCGGAAUCAGAAGAAUCGGGAGGCCAGCUAGAGGAGCCGGCCUCUGGCAGAGCCGGGGCGCGUGGCUGGCAGGUCGGCCGCAGUCCCGCAGUCCCUAGCCACUGGCGACCAGGGGGCCGGCUUCUCCAGGACAAGGGAAAAUUGUAGUCACCUUUGCACUUGCUGAGUCUGUCUUUGUUUCUGCACUAAUGAUGCACAGUGAGUUUUGUCGGGCUUUGUUUUCAGGGCGUGCGCCAUGGCAGGCAUCCUCUGGCUCACCCCAAGCGACUCCAUCCUUCUCCUAGAUUUCAGUUCCUCAUUUUGCAUAUGAGAAGCAAAAAAAAAAAAAAAAAGGAACUAUGUCCAGAAGGCGUUGACUCGGCUGCCUGCACCUAGGUUUGUUUAUGCUCAGAUGACAUUCCUGCAGUAGGGAUGGUGACAGAGGCCGCAGGCCAUUGGUUUCGUUCUUGCGGUUGCCAUACAGUGCCUUUCCAUUGUUUAACCCCCACCUGAACGGCAUAAACUGAGUGUUCAGCUGGUGUUUUUUUACUGUAAACAACAAGGAGACUUUGCUCUUCAUUUAAACCAAAUCAUAUUUCAUAUUUUAUGCUAGAGGGUUUUUACCGGUUCCUUUUUACACUCCUUAAAACAGUUUUUAAGUUGUUUGGAACAAGAUACUUUUUUCUUUCCUGGCAGCUUUUAACAUUAGCAGGUCUGUGUCCGAGGGACUGCAGGUCACUCUUCUCAAGAGUUGCAGAUUCAAAGCAUUUGCAACCAAGAACACACUUUUUUGUCUUAUUUGAAACUGGACCGGAAGGGAUGUCUGAGCGGCGGCUGCUGUGCGUAGUUUUAAGUGGCUUUCUGCCCCUUCUUCAGUUGCACUCGCGUGGGGGAGGGCGAUAGACGUUUUUAAUCACAAAGUCACACGACUUUUUUCUUUUGUAACUGAGCUAAAAAAAAAAAAAAGGGCUGCUUUUGUGGUGGGGGCGGACGAGGCUCCCGAGGCCCCUGGGAGGCCAGCUCCCUCCCCACACCUUUCAUUCCAGCAGAGAGUCAACAAUGGACUGAAAUGCUACUGGGACUUGAAAACGACUUUUUACUUUCCAUUUCUUUAGUUUUAAAUUACUACCUGCCCUUCCUAGGGAAGCUGUGUGCCAAAGAGCCAGUGUCAUAGCCCUCCCCCGCGCCGCCCUGCUGUCCCGGCCGCUCUGCUCGGGUUCUGUGAAGCUGUGUGAAGUCUCUACCUCAUUGUAGCACCUGCAGGCAGCCGCACUCCUGCAGCACGUGGGGUGAGCUGUGGUGUAGUUUUUCUGGCACAUAAUAAACACGUUGCAGCAAGU